GACGAAUUUUCAUCCCGUAUAUAGCGGGAACUAUUACUGGAUAUUGCCGAAUAUUCAUUAUUUUCCUAAUUAUGAUCCUAAUGAGUAAACGCAUUAAUUCUUAACUCGUAUGAAAUAGGCCUGCAGGCAGGAUGGAGACGACAUUGAUAUUCGUAAGCGGCGUUUAUCUAAGAUGGUGGCACACGUAGAUUAUUUUUGAGGUUGGUGCUGAAAUUUCGAAGAUUUCAUCUUUUUAAAGGUCUCUAUUGAUGGCAGACCUAGUCCAUUCAUAGACUGUUACUUUGAAAUCAGUCAGCAUUAGGACAAACCAGUGACAAGUUCAGUACAGAUACAGAACAUUAAAACAUAACUACGCUACAGACAAUUGAAGGAAUUAUGUACCAGAAUGACAUUCCUUGUACUUUUAAUAAUAGUGACACUGUGAAACAUGGAGCGAAGCAGAUAGGAAAGAAGAUCUUUAAAUGUAAUUUUUGCAGCUAUAAAAGUAGUAGCAGCUUUAAUCUUAAGACACAUGUGGGAAUUCAUACAGGAGAGAAACCCGUUAAAUGUGAUUUUUGUGAUUAUGCAUGUCGUUCAAGUAGUGUUCUAAAGGUACAUAUUAGGAGCCAUACAGGAGAGAAACCCUUUAAAUGUGAUGUUUGUGAUUAUGCAUGUACUUCAAGCAGUAAGCUCAAAAUACAUAUGACAAUACAUUCAGUACAGAAAUGUUUUAAAUGUGAUUAUACAUGUCGUUCAAAUAGUGCUCUAAAGGUUCAUAUGAGGAAUCAUACAGGAGAGAAACCUUUUAAAUGUGAUGUUUGUGGUUAUGCAUGUAAGUCUAGCAGUAUUAUGAAAAGACAUAUGGCAAUACAUUCAGUAGAGAAAUGCUUUAAAUGUGAUGAUUGUGAUUAUUCAUGUAAUUCACGCUAUUAUCUUAAGAGACAUAUGAGGAACCAUACAGGAGAGAAACCCUUUAAAUGUAAUGUUUGUAAUUAUGCAUGUAAUUCAAGCAGUAAUAUGAAGAUACAUAUUAGAAAACAUAAAGGAGAAAAACCCUUUAAAUGUGGUUUUUGUGAUUAUGCAUGUGAUUCAAAUAAUCGUCUGCAGUCACAUACAAGGGCUAUUCAUACAUUGGAGAAACGCUUUAAAUGUGGCGUUUGUGAUUAUGCAUGUGAUUCAAAUAGUCGUUUGCAGAUGCAUAUUAGGAUUCAUACAGGAGAUAAGCCCUUUAAAUGCAAUGAUUGUGAUUAUGCAGCGAAGUCAAAUGGUCAGCUAAAGAGACAUAUGAGUGUUCACACAGGAGAGAAACCCUUUAAAUGCGAUGUUUGUGGUUUUGCAUGUAAUGCAAAAGGUAAUCUACAGGUACAUUACAGAAGACAUACAGGAGAGAAACCCUUUAAAUGUGAUGUUUGCGGUUAUGCAUUUAUUUCAAGCAGUAAUCUAAAGAGCCAUGUGAGGACGCAUUCAAGAGAGAAACAUUUAAGUGAGAAACCUGUGAAUAUGCAUGUUAUUCAAGCUGUUAUCUCAACAGAAAUAAUAAUGGAAGGAAAUAUGUACCAGAAUGACAUUCCUUGUACUUCUAAUAAUACUGACGCUGUGAAACAUGGAGGGACACAGAUAGGAAAGAAGAUCUUUAAAUGUAGUUUUUGCAGCUAUAAAAGUAGUAGCAGCUUUAAUGUUAAGACACAUGUGAGAAUUCAUACAGGAGAGAAACCCGUUAAAUGUGAUGUUUGCGAUUAUGCAUGUCGUUCAAGUAGUGUUCUAAAGGUACAUAUGAGGAGCCAUACAGGAGAGAAACCCUUUAAAUGUGAUGUUUGUGAUUAUGCAUGUAUUUCAAGCAGUAAUCUCAAAACACAUAUGACAAUACAUUCAGUACAGAAAUGUUUUAAAUGUGAUUACACCUGUCGUUCAAAUAGUGCUCUAAAGGUUCAUAUGAGGAAUCAUACAGGAGAGAAACCUUUUAAAUGUGAUGUUUGUGGUUAUGCAUGUAAGUCUAGCAGUAUUAUGAAAAGACAUAUGGCAAUACAUUCAGUAGAGAAAUGCUUUAAAUGUGAGAUUGUGAUUAUUCAUGUAAUUCACGCUAUUAUCUUAGAGACAUAUGAGGAACCAUAUAGGGAGAAACCCCUUUAAAUGUAAUGUUUGUAAUUAUGCAUGUAAUUCAAGCAGUAAUAUGAAGAUACAUAUUAGAAAACAUAAAGGAGAAAAACCCUUUAAAUGUGGUUUUUGUGAUUAUGCAUGUGAUUCAAAUAAUCGUUUGCAGUCACAUACGAGGGCUAUUCAUACAGGAGAGAAACGCUUUAAAUGUGGCGUUUGUGAUUAUGCAUGUGAUUCAAAUAGUCGUUUGCAGAUGCAUAUUAGGAUUCAUACAGGAGAUAAACCAUUUAAAUGCAAUGAUUGUGAUUAUGCAGCGAAGUCAAAUAGUCAGCUUAAGAGACAUAUGAGUGUUCAUACAGGAGAAAAACCCUUUAAAUGCGAUGUUUGUGAUUUUACAUGUAAUGCAAGAGGUAAUCUACAGGUACAUUACAGAAGACAUACAGGAGAGAAACCAUUUAAAUGUGAUGUUUGUGGUUAUGCAUUUAUUUCAAGCAGUAAUCUAAAGAGCCAUGUGAGGACGCAUUCAAGAGAGAAACAUUUAAGUGAGAAACCUGUAAAUAUGCAGGUUAUUCAAGCUGUUAUCUCAACAGAAAUAUGAGAACACAUCCAAAAGAGGAAUAUUUAAAAAAUUAUGUUUGUGAUUAUGCAAGUAAUGAUGCAGUAAUAUAAAAAUAUUGUGUGAAAACAUUCAAGAGAGAUACACUUUAAAUGUUAUGCUUUAGUUAUGCAUCAGUUGUAAGAUACAUAUAAGGAUUCAUUUAGGAGAGAUGUGCUUGAAAGGCACAUAUUGCCUGUGACUGAAAAUGUUUUUGUUACAAACUUAAAAUGAGCCACACCAUGAGAAAACCAACAUAGUGCAUCCACGCCGUCUGGUCAGGAUCCACGCUGUUUGCUAAUGGUUUCUAUGAUUGCAAUAGGCCUUGAAAGCGAACAACAUGGAUCCUGACCAGAUUGUGCAAACUAAAUCCUAUUUCAAUAAUUGUUUUCUUUAAUACUCGUUAAAGGUUGGAAUAUUGAUAAACAAAGUAGAAAAUUUUAUUGAAUAUUUUUUUUUCUGGAUAACCUAUCUUUAUGGCUCUAACUGUAUAAAUUUAUUUGCAGAAUUGAAAGUAGAGUUUUUCUAACCAGGGGUUGGUUGUUCGAAACUUUAACCAGCUGUUGAACUAACCGCCAGUUAAAUAUUUAUUCAAAAUACUAGACUUGGUGGGAAACACUAGUAUGAUGUUUUGAUUAUAUUGUAAAGAGUUUCAUGGAUCAAAAUGCUUACCUCAUUCAUUUGUUUUACAAAAUUUCCAGAAAUGCAGAAAAACAACUUUAAAAAUUAAUCAGCUGUUCGCUUAAUCGCCUGUUAAAGUUUCGAACAACCGGGCCUGGUGAUUAUGCAUCAGAUCUAUUUAGACUUACUUAAGGUUUGUGAUUAAUCAUACGAAACCAGUAGAAAUCUGAACAGACUUUUGAGAAAACAUGCAAGAAAAUAGUUUAAACGAGACAUUUCUAGCUACCACAGUUAAAUGUUCAUAAGCCAUAUAUUGCAAAUUGAUUAAGUAAACCUUAUAAAGGGUUAUGUUUUCCCGACCCAGAUGAGUUUGAAUGUUCGAAGUAUCUUAAAAGUUAAAAGAAAGUUCGGAACAAUUAAAGUUUGAACUAAGUUGCAUUUUCUGGAAAUUUUUACUAUAUAUCAUAUAGGAAAUUGCCUUUCGUUUGCUGGCCGUAGAAAGUCAACUUUUUAACCAGAUUUUCAUAACUAUUUUAUUUUUCUUGUCAUAGUAAUGAAACUUCACGUCAGAUAGGUUUUUCAUGUAGAAUCUAUUUCUGUCAUCAGUUUAGUGUGGAGCAAACAGGCACUGCUAUAAUACAAGAAAACUCAAGAAAUCAAGUUGAAAAGCAUUUACAUUUUAUUUUUCUUUGGUCUUGUCUCAGCAUAGUAUAGUAAUUUUCAGAAUACAGUAUAAUAAUAAAACAAUGUUUUGAAUGUUCGUCAAUCAUAGUAUAAUGUUUUAGUAGCAAUGUAUUGCAUAUACUCAGUAUAAAACAUACUAUUUUGUUAAACCUUUACUAUAAUUGGGCUAAUAUGUUUGGGAUAAAUUUUUAUUUUAUAAAACAUUAUUAUAAUAUACAUGUUAUCGUAACAAAUUGUUGUAAUUAAUAGUAAAAUGGUCAAGACAUAUCGAGGGUUCAACGCAAUAAGGGAGUAUCUACAUAUAAUUAUUAUAUGUACAUGUAGAUACGCCCUUAUUGCGUUGCUUUACAGCAUCACAGUUACUUCAUGUCAUGCACUGCACUUAGUAUGACUGUAUUAAAAGUACAUCGAAUGAAACUUGGUAUGAACUUUAUUAAAGGUGCAUGGAAUGAAAUUUA
Messenger RNA from Mercenaria mercenaria, 4431 nucleotides. Its product is annotated as zinc finger protein 836-like. Gene Ontology annotation, molecular function: RNA polymerase II transcription regulatory region sequence-specific DNA binding; DNA-binding transcription factor activity, RNA polymerase II-specific. Gene Ontology annotation, cellular component: nucleus. Gene Ontology annotation, biological process: regulation of transcription by RNA polymerase II. The transcript is spliced from 3 exons. The coding region runs from base 376 to 2109 and encodes 577 amino acids. NCBI's taxonomy places the organism in Eukaryota, Metazoa, Mollusca, Bivalvia, Venerida, Veneridae. The record is from RefSeq and is a predicted model, not a curated record.